GGCCGUGCGAGACUGCCUGAGGAGGAUGGAAGAACCCGGAUUUCCUCAUCCAAGUAGAAGUCCUUGGACACCGGCUACAUGCUAAUCAUCAUCAGUAGCAAAGAUGAUUUCCAUUUCCUGCCAUCAGAUAUCCUUCCUGCCAAAUAGCUUUUUCUCUGCCAGAAAGUGAAGAGGGAGACGGAAUGCGAACUCCAUGACGUCAAGUGCUACCCAUCUCCUUCCGGGGGUUCUUAUAGACAUUAGUCGAUCGUGCUGCCUUCUUGUUUUCCUUUUGUCCUUCUACUGAGGAUAUACCCCCGGCGCUACCUACAAAUGCCGAUCCUCUUCCACCUCGUGAACCUCUCUAUCCUACUUGACUAGUUAUUGCUUAUUUUGUAUACAUACGGAAUUUAUCCCUUCCCUAAUUUGCCUGGAUCGCGUCUAUUCAAUCCCUUGGACAGCUCUUCUUGCCACCCAAGUCCGGAUAUCAAUUGACAUAUGCUUUUAAUUCUUCAAGUCUAAUACUAUUCCUUACGUAUCGAAGCUAUUGCUGAGAGACGUUUUUCAAAAUGCCGAAAACCAACGUUGUCAAUAAGCCUUUAGACCCCGAACAGAGGGAAAGGGAUAUUAACCGCAAAUUGCAAGUCUAUGGCAUAUAUUCGGCGUUCAAAAGAGGAAAAGUGCCAUCAAACAAACAGAUUGAUAUUGCAUUAAACAGUGUGCUACAAUCUAAACCUUUUACUUCACCGUCAACCAAACUCUCCGAGGAAGGUCGCGUGGUCGUACAGGACGUUCGCAAUGUUAUCAAUAGCGCCAAGAAUCUCGUCCUAGUUAAAAAUGAAGGGAACCUUUUGCAGGAGUUCAUUUGGGAUGCCGAGAACUUCCAGCGCCCUCAAGUGGAAACUCCAGAGAAGCCAGUAGACAGAGAGGGUGCCAAACAACACGGUCAGCAAGUCGCCGAGGGUUUGAAAACCUUGGGGACGCUUUUGGUGACCAAUGGCGAAUUCAGAAAGCUCCUUAGCGAUGCCACUCUCCUCCUCCGUGAUAUAGCUGGUGACACGGCCCAAAAGGCCGCAAACGUCGUGAGGCCUUCCGAGGAUAGGCUUGCUCAAAUCGACCAACCAGCUCCUGAGGGUGUGUGGCAUGAAAAGCCCGAUAUGUCCAAGGAGGGCAUCAAAGCCCGAAUGAAAACGAAGACUCAAAAGGACAAGGAGGCCCGCAAAGGAGCGGCUAAAGAAGCAGGGCCUGCUGAGCAGAACGGAACAGUCGAUGGUGCUGUAACUGAAGAGGCCAAAUCCCGUAGGCGCGAGGCUACUGAACGCACUAAAGAAUUCCUCGCUUCAAAGAUGCCGAAAGAGCGUCGAGAGCAAACCGUGUGGCGAGUGAAGAAGAUGAUUGUGGAGAUCCAGGGACACUCUGAUUACCAACAUGCCAUUGAAACUCUGCUGUCAGUAGCAGAAACAUAUACCGGCCACACCAAAUCCUUAUCCAAGCAGGGAGCAGGAACGUUGAAGGGUGCAAGGGAAGAGUCCGAUCUCCAGAAAUUGGAAACCAAGCUUAGAACACUCCUCGAGCGCUCUGCCAACUCCACAUCUCUUGAUGACGUGUUCGAGGCUGUUAAUAAGAUCUAUAAAGAUGCCGACAGUGAUCCUCGACUGAGAGAGUGGUUCAAAUCCGUGAAUUUAUUUACUCGCCGCUGUCUCCAGGAGCAAGGAUUCGUCUUGCAGGAAGAGUCGAACGAAGAGUGGAAGAGACUUUAUGAUGAGGGUCACUACCUGCUCCGAGACCGUUAUCGAGACGACAGCAAUCGCCUUGUGGGCGAGGUCAAGUUUAUCGGCGAACAAUUUGAUCAGGAUCCUCUUAACAGAGAUUUUGCUCAAUCUCUGCAGCGGCUUUGGACGAAUCUUGGAACUGAUAUGCAGGGAAGGGUUGUCUUCAAGAAACAUCUGCUUAAAGACUUUGCCAAUGUGGUGGUCCCAGGGAUCUUUGAAAACCUUCAUUACAUUCCUAUCCCACGCAUUGAAGUGUCUGAUCCGAUGAUAGAUUUGAUCGUGGAAAACCUUGCCGUCGAAACCGAUAACCUGAUGCCCAAUGUGCUCGAGUUUGGUAGCGAUAAUUACUGGCGUUGGGGACGCAAGAAAAUCACCAACAAGCACGACAACAAAGUGAUGAUCUCCGCCACAGGAGUCCAAACUGACUUGAAGGAUGUGAGUUAUUACGUACGGAAGAAGAAGGGAUUUCCAAGAAUUUCGGAUGUCGGUAUCAUGAAUAUCUACCUAGGCGGCGAAGGUUUCAGUUUUAAAAUCGUUGGAUCAACCUCCCAAGCAGAGGAUAGGCAACAUUUCAUCAAACCUGAAAUCGUCGAUGUCACAAUCAAAAACUUUGAUGUGAAACUGAAGAAAUCCAAACACAAGCUUCUCUUCACUAUGUUUAGGCCCCUUCUGUUCAAGGUCAUGCGUCCAGCCAUCCAGAAGGCGGUAGAAAAGCAAAUUCGCGACUCAUUCACGAAGGGGGAUGCUUUCGCAUAUGAAAUCUACAACGAGGCUCAACGUACCCGAGAGGCCGCUCGAAGUGAUCCCGAAGACAAACGUAGCAUGUACGCACACUAUCUUGCAGCAACACGGAAGAAAAUGGCAGAAAGAAAGGAGGAGGCACGGAAGAAGGCGGAGGCUAAACCGAAGAGCGAGACCAAAGUCAACAUGGCCUUCACCCAGCACGAUUCUAUCUUCAAGGGAAUUGAACUACCCGGAGGCAUCUCCACCAAAGCCACUGAAUACAGAGAGCUCGCCGAGAAGGGAGAAAGAUGGGAGUCACCUGUCUUUGGAAUCGGUAGUGCGUCCGAGAGCAGCAGCUUACCGACACUUGCUCCGAUCACACGCAAACCGCAUCAGAUUGUCGUCAAGACUCGUGAGCAAGAGGCAGCAGAGCGUGCUGCUGCAGAACCUGCUACUACAGAACCUUCUGCUCCCGCGCCUCAGCCUCUAACCACCUAUCCGUCACUCUCCACCGCUGCUGGUGAAGCUACGCUCAACGGCCCUCACACGAUUCCUGGGACCAGAGCCCCAGUUUAAAACAGUAAAUACUGACAGGCAAGGAGUCGAAAAAUGUCUUCCUUUCGGACGUCAUUCUACCUCAGGAAUGGGCCGACUCAAAUUGAUAUACCCUCUUUUUGCAAUGUGCUUUUGUGUUGAAGUGUUAAUUUUCGAUGAUACCACGUUUAUUCGUAUAACUAAUAUGAGGAGCAGAGGCACGGAGUAAUGAAUGAUCGUGGGCUGCAUGGAAUAUGUUGAUUAUGUACUGUACAUUGCCUUUAUAUAGUCGUUCAUUGAAAUGGAAAUUCCUCUCUAUAUGC
Molecule: messenger RNA, 3331 nt
Organism: Coccidioides posadasii C735 delta SOWgp
Lineage: Eukaryota; Fungi; Ascomycota; Eurotiomycetes; Onygenales; Onygenaceae
Source: RefSeq, a predicted model, not a curated record